CCAGGAGGCCUUCUUGGCGCCAUAUUUUGCUGUAUUUUCGUUAGACCAAAUGUGGCAAGCUUAACCAUUGCUGUUUCCAUCACCACCCUCGUCUUGUUAGCUAUUGAGCGAUACCUUGCACUUUUGAAACCCAUGAAAAACAGGCUCCGUUUGAACAAGGAUAACAUCACAUAUUGGGUCAGUGGAAUCCUGUUAUACGCUUUGGCUCUAACUGUUCCUCUAUUCGUUUCCACUGUUUUCGACAAACAGGAGAGAACGUGCAAAUAUAACUUUGGAAUUCACGGCAGGCGUAACUACUUUGCAGUUUUCGGCUUCGGAGUUGCGUUAGCUGUGGCAGUGAUAUGUUUCUGUUAUUGGCGAAUAAUCAAAGGAUUUUACUUCGGAAGUCGCAAAGUUUGCGUCAGCGCAGAGCUACAGCAAAAGCGAAAGGUUGUAAAACUGCUGUUUCUCAUAACGUUAGCCUUUAUCGUUUGUUUUAUUCCAAGAGUAAUUUAUUUCUUUUUUUAUUUUUCCAGUAAGGGCUUGUUUCAUCAGAUAUCUUUAUUUCUGUUGCAUUGCAACUCAGCAAUGAAUCCUAUGAUUCUUUAUCUUCAAAGUGAAAACUAUCGCACAGGAUUCAAGGAAAUCAUUCAGAAAGCUGUGGGCAAGUUCAAAAACAAAGCCGCAGGUGCUCCUGUUUGA
Pocillopora damicornis (cauliflower coral) is the source of this 681-nucleotide messenger RNA. RefSeq names its product galanin receptor type 1-like. Gene Ontology annotation, biological process: G protein-coupled receptor signaling pathway. Gene Ontology annotation, molecular function: G protein-coupled receptor activity. Lineage: Eukaryota; Metazoa; Cnidaria; Anthozoa; Scleractinia; Pocilloporidae. The record is from RefSeq and is a predicted model, not a curated record. Gene Ontology annotation, cellular component: membrane.